Molecule: messenger RNA, 4406 nt
Organism: Drosophila kikkawai
Lineage: Eukaryota; Metazoa; Arthropoda; Insecta; Diptera; Drosophilidae
Product: accessory gland protein Acp36DE-like
Source: RefSeq, a predicted model, not a curated record
AAAAGUUAGUGUAAUAUCAAAAUGAGAAUCGUCACAUGUUUGACGCUUCUCACGCUCCUUGCUUUUGGAGCUGUAGCAGACAACGAAUACCUUGGAUUAUUAAAUGGAAAAUUGGAAUUUGGAAACGCACCGCUGGAUCUGGAACCUGCCAAUAAGCAGUCGCAGGUGCCUUCGUUAUGGGAAUUAAAAAACCAACUGGAGUUACAAUUCCAAUCAGAGUCAAAAACAAGACAGGUCGAAUUUAUUCCGGUACAGCUAGAAUCGCUGGCUAUUAAACCGCAACUAGAGACAAGACCUCAGUACGUGUUGGCUACCUCCACUAACGAGCCAGAUGUCAAUCUUUCCACCGAUAUAUCUGCUCAAUUACUAAAUGUGGUCCAAUUCCAAACGAAGUCUCCCAUAUGGAUUAUCCGUGUUCCGCCAAGCCAGUCGCCAUUGUACCUGGUCUUAGUUCCCCAAAAUAAUAAUCUAACCCAAAGCUUGGCCCAACAACUCAUAGCUCAGCAAGAGUCCCGAAAUCUAGAGGAAGAUCGCUUAACUCUAUCAUCUUACACUCUCGCACAGUUGGAGUCUCAAAUUCAAAAUGUGGCUGCCCAAAUACGUGAUCUUCAGUCUGCCUCACAGACAGAAGAAUAUCAGUCAGAGUCUCAGUCUCAGUCACAAAAUCAAACAACACAGAACUCACUGGAAUUGCUUGGCUCUCAAUCACAGUCUCAGUCACAAAACCUAUCUGUAGAGAGCUCAGCUCAAUUAAUUGACUCUCAAUCACAGUCUCAAUCACAAAAUCGAACUUCACAGAACUUACUGGAAUUGCUUCGCUCUCAAUCACAGUCUCAGUCUCAAAACCAAUCUGUAGAGAGCUCAAACCAAUUAAUUGACUCUCAGUCACAGUCUCAAUUACAAAAUCAAACUGUGCAGAACUCACUGGAAUUGCUCGGCUCUCAGUCACAGCCUCAGUCGCAAAACCAAACUGUACAGAACUCACUGGAAUUACUGUCACAAUCUCAAUCACAAAACCAAACUAUACAGAGGUCAACCCAAUUAAUUGACUCUCAAUCACAGUCUCAACUACAAAAUCAAAGUGUACAGAACUCACUGGAAUCGCUCGAAUCUCAGUCACAGUCACAAAACCAAUCUGAGGAGAGCUCAGCCCAAUUAUUUGGCUCUCAAUCACAGUCUCAGUCACAAAACCAAUCUGUAAAGAGCUCAGACCAAUUAAUUGACUCCCAAUCACAGUCUCAGUCGCAAAACCAAACUUUACAGAACUCACUGGAAUUACUUGGCUCUCAAUCUCAGUCACAGUCUCAAAACCAAUCUGAGGAGAGCUUAGCCCAAUUACUUGGCUCUCAAUCACAGUCUCAGUCACAAAACCAAUCUGAGGAGAGCUUUGCCCAAUUACUUGGCUCUCAAUCACAGUCUCAAUCACAAAACCAAUCUGUAGAGAGCUCAGCUCCAUUACUUGGCUCCCAAUCACAGUCUCAAUCACAAUAUCAAACUGUACAGAAUUCACUGGAAUUGCUUGGCUCUCAGUCACAGUCUCAGUCACAAAACCAAUCUUUACAGAACUCACUGGAAUUACUUGGCUCUCAAUCACAGUCUCAAUCACAAAACCAAUCUGAGGAGAGCUCAGCUCAAUUACUUGGCUCCCAAUCACAGUCUCAGUCGCAAAACCAAACUGUACAGAAUUCACUGGAAUUACUUGGCUCUCAAUCACAGUCUCAGUCACAAAACCAAUCUGUAGAGAGCUCAGCUCAAUUACUUGGCUCUCAAUCACAGUCCCAAUCACAAAACCAAUCUGUAGAGAGCUCAGCUCAAUUACUUGGCUCCCAAUCACAGUCUCAAUCACAAAAUCAAACUGUACAGAAUUCACUGGAAUUGCUUGGCUCUCAGUCACAGUCUCAGUCGCAAAACCAAACUGCACAGAAUUCACUGGAAUUACUUGGCUCUCAAUCACAGUCUCAGUCACAAAACCAAUCUGUAGAGAGCUCAGCUCAAUUACUUGGCUCUCAAUUACAGUCUCAAUCACAAAACCAAUCUGUAGAGAGCUCAGCUCCAUUACUUGGCUCCCAAUCACAGUCUCAAUCACAAUAUCAAACUGUACAGAAUUCACUGGAAUUGCUUGGCUCUCAGUCACAGUCUCAGUCACAAUACCAAUCUUUACAGAACUCACUGGAAUUACUUGGCUCUCAAUCACAGUCUCAAUCACAAAACCAAUCUGAGGAGAGCUCAGCUCAAUUACUUGGCUCCCAACCACAGUCUCAAUCACAAAAUCAAACUGUACAGAAUUCACUGGAAUUGCUUGGCUCUCAGUCACAGUCUCAGUCGCAAAACCAAUCUUUACAAAACUCACUGGAAUUACUUGGCUCUCAAUCUCAGUCACAGUCACAAAACCAAUCUGAGGAGAGCUUAGCCCAAUUACUUGGCUCUCAAUCACAGUCUCAGUCACAAAACCAAUCUGUAGAGAGCUCAGCUCAAUUACUUGGCUCCCAAUCACAGUCUCAAUCACAAAAUCAAACUUUACAGAAUUCACUGGAAUUACUUGGCUCUCAAUCACAGUCUCAGUCGCAAAACCAAACUGUACAGAAUUCACUGGAAUUACUUGGCUCUCAAUCACAGUCUCAGUCACAAAACCAAUCUGUAGAGAGCUCAGCUCAAUUACUUGGCUCUCAAUCACAGUCCCAAUCACAAAACCAAUCUGUAGAGAGCUCAGCUCAAUUACUUGGCUCCCAAUCACAGUCUCAAUCACAAAAUCAAACUGUACAGAAUUCACUGGAAUUGCUUGGCUCUCAGUCACAGUCUCAGUCACAAAACCAAUCUGUAGAGAGCUCAGCUCAAUUACUUGGCUCCCAAUCACAGUCUCAAUCACAAAAUCAAACUUUACAGAAUUCACUGGAAUUACUUGGCUCUCAAUCACAGUCUCAGUCACAAAAUCAAACUGUACAGAGCUUACUCGAAUUACUUGGCUCUCAAUCACAGUCUCAGUCGCAAAAUCAAACUGUCCAGAGCUCAGCCCAAUUACUUGGCUCUCAAUCACAGUCUCAAUUACAAAAUCAAUCUGAACAGGGCCCAGCGCAAAUAAUUCUCUCUCAGUCACAGUCGCAGACCCAAACGAGUAUCAAUAAUAUAAACAACACAGUAAACAUAAAUAAUUAUAUCAAUCAGACAAUAAUAAAUAAUCCCCCGCCCUUCUUUACGUUAAGCGACAUUGAAGACGAUUCCAAGCUUCAAACGUUCGGCUUGAUCGAGAAGUACGGGUACCCAUCAGAGACCCGCUGCCUUUACACUGAAGACGACUACAAGAUCUGCCUGCACCGUAUUCCCCGGCCCGGAGCUACACCCGUGCUCCUCGUUCAUGGCUUGAUGUCGAGCUCGGUCUCUUGGGUGCAAUACGGUCCGUCGAAUGGCCUGGCCUACAUCCUGUACCGGAAGGGCUACGACGUUUGGAUGCUCAACACCAGGGGUAAUAUUUACUCCCGGGAGCACAAGGUCAAGAACUUGAAGCCGCGGCAGUACUGGGACUUCUCUUUCCACGAGAUUGGCAAGUACGAUUUGCCGCCUGCAAUCGACUUGAUCCUGCAGGUCACGAACCAGCAAAAGCUCCAGUAUAUCGGUCACUCCCUGGGUUCCACCGUUUUCUUCGUUAUGUGCAGUGAGAGACCCGAGUACGCCACGAAGGUGAACCUAAUGCAAUCCCUUGCGCCAACGGUGUACCUGCAGGAUACCCGCAGUCCAGUGUUAAAGUUCCUGGGAAUGUUCAAGGGCAAGUUUUCGAUGCUCGUUAACCUUUUGGGCGGCUACGAGAUCUCAUCGAACACGAGACUCAUCAAGCAAUUCCGAGAUCACAUUUGCACCACCUCGGAGCUGGCCAGUCGCAUCUGCGCCAUCUUUGACUUCGUGCUCUGUGGCUUCGACUGGAAGAGCUUCAAUGAGACCCUCACCCCCAUCGUGGCGGCUCAUGCCUCUCAGGGCGCCUCCGCCAAGGAGAUUUACCACUACGCACAGAUGCAUGGCAAUCAUAACUUCCAACUCUUUGACCACGGCCGCCUUCUGAAUCGCAUCCGGUACAAUGAUCACGAACCGCCCAGGUACAACCUAUCGCUGGCGGUUACCAAGGUCGUUCUUCACCACAGCGCUGGCGACUGGCUGGGUGUCAACUCUGAUGUGGACCAUCUAAAGCAAAUGCUGCCAAACCUCGUCGACAGCAGGAAGGUCCAGAACGAGAGCUUCGCGCACUAUGACUUUACGAUCUCGAAGGAUGUGCGCCCGCUGGUCUAUGACAGCGUUCUCGGUCAUCUUAAUAAUCAUCGUUACCCUUAAAAAUAGGUUCUUAGUUAUGUCACUAAGAAUAUGAUAUUAACCAAAUAAAUAAGGAAACAAAUAGCUUUCCGUUGCUGUCAGGACUAUAA